AUGUUGUUCGUCCUUACACUGCUGUUCGUGCUCCUAGUGAAGACAGAAAGUGAUGCCAAGACAGAGUGGAGAGAUUGCGACAACCGGAGGCAUAUGUAUUUACUGUUUCAAAACUUCUUCUGGAAGGCUAGGAGUGAUAUGGUAUGGAGUUGGCUGCUGGCGGACGUGGCUAACAGGACACUAAUAGAUCCGUCUUUGACAUGGAAGAACACCUGGAAAUCCAAAACAGGA
Molecule: messenger RNA, 231 nt
Organism: Ostertagia ostertagi
Lineage: Eukaryota; Metazoa; Nematoda; Chromadorea; Rhabditida; Trichostrongylidae
Source: the annotation of a GenBank genome assembly